CGUGUCCCCAAACAAAAAAUCCUCCGAUAAAAAGUGAAUUUUAAUGUAAAUCUCAGCCCACAACUAACCGGAAAGAUGAAAGUCUUGGACUACAACAAGCGUGAAAGCCUCAUGAAAUGGGCAAUUCUCACCAUAGCCGGUAUUUUGGCAUUUUCCACGCGUCUCUUCUCCGUGCUGCGUUUUGAAUCUGUAAUUCACGAAUUUGAUCCGUAUUUCAACUACCGCACAACCAAAUUUCUCACUGAACAAGGCUUUUACAACUUCCACAAUUGGUUCGACGAUAGAGCUUGGUAUCCGCUUGGGCGUAUCAUCGGCGGCACAAUCUACCCCGGAUUGAUGGUAACGUCGGCUACGUUGUACAAAAUGCUGCAAUUUCUGAAUAUUACGAUCGAUAUUCGGAAUGUUUGUGUGUUUCUUGCCCCGCUUUUCUCGAGUUUCACCGCUUUUGUCACGUAUUUGUUGACGAAGGAGAUUUACAGUCAAGGCGCCGGAUUAUUGGCUGCAUCGAUGAUUGCAAUUGUGCCAGGAUACAUUUCGAGAUCGGUUGCCGGAUCGUACGAUAACGAAGGAAUUGCUAUUUUUUGCAUGUUGUUCACUUAUUGGUGUUGGAUUAAAGCCAUUAAAACCGGAUCAAUUUUCUGGGGAGUGAUGGUUUCUCUCGCCUACUUUUACAUGGUAUCAUCAUGGGGCGGCUACGUGUUCCUCAUUAACUUGAUUCCAUUGCAUGUUUUGACGUUAAUGGCUACGGGACGGUUCCAUCAUAAGAUUUAUGUCGCUUUUAGUACGUUAUACUGCAUUGGUACCAUCUUGUCGAUGCAAAUUUCCUUCGUGGGAUUCCAACCGGUGCAUAGUUCAGAGCAUAUGUUGGCUUUCGGGACCUUUGGCUUGUGUCAACUUCACUCGUUAAUCGAUUAUGUGCGAUCUCGUCUCUCCAAGGAGCACUUUGACGUGCUUUUUAAGACAAUUGCCAGCAGCGUUGGCAUCGGAGCUCUCAUUGUUUUCGGAUUAUUGACGCUCAGUGGCAAAAUUAGUCCAUGGACCGGGCGUUUUUACUCGUUACUCGAUCCGUCAUAUGCCAAAAAUAACAUUCCAAUCAUCGCAUCGGUCUCCGAACAUCAACCGACGUCAUGGAGUUCGUUCUAUUUUGACCUGCAAAUACUCGUUUUCUUGUUCCCAGCUGGUUUGUACUUUUGUUUCUCGAAACUCACGGACGAAAAUAUCUUCAUAAUUUUGUACGGAUUGACGAGUAUCUAUUUUGCGGGCGUUAUGGUGCGUUUAAUGCUCGUUUUGGCACCAAUUAUGUGCGUUUUGUCGGGCAUCGCCAUGUCACAUCUCAUGUCAAAGUACAUGAGUAACAUCGUAAGCAGCGGAAAUGCUCAGGAACAGAAAAAAUUAAAACGUAAUGAACGUGCGGUAACUGGGGAUCAAAGUGCCGUUGCUGUUGCUUUUGUCGCCAUCAUGACAGGAUUGCUAAUUUCGUACACUUUUCACUCAACAUGGGUCACAUCGGAGGCAUAUAGCUCCCCAAGCAUCGUUUUAUCCGCCAAAAGUCACGAUGGCAGCAAAAUCAUCUUCGACGACUUCAGAGAAGCUUACAACUGGUUGAACACAAAUACGCCCCCCGAUGCUCGUGUCAUGUCAUGGUGGGAUUACGGCUACCAAAUUACCGCAAUGGCAAAUCGCACAAUUCUCGUGGACAACAACACCUGGAAUAACACUCAUAUUUCACGUGUUGGUCAGGCAAUGGCCAGCACCGAAGACAAAGCUUAUGAAAUUAUGCGGGAACUCGAUGUUGACUACGUUCUCGUCAUCUUUGGUGGUCUCACGGGUUACAGCAGCGACGAUAUCAACAAAUUCCUGUGGAUGGUUCGCAUUGGCGGCAGUACCGCAGAAGGCAAAAACAUCAAGGAGCAAGAUUAUUACUCGUCAAAUGGCGAUUUCCGGAUCGAUGUCGAAGGAUCUCCCACAUUGCUGAACUGCUUGAUGUACAAAAUGUGCUACUACCGAUUCGGGCAAGUUUAUACGGAAGGCGGAAAGCCCCCGGGAUACGAUCGUGUGCGCGGUGCCGAGAUCGGAAAUAAAGAUUUUGAACUGGAAACACUCGAAGAAGCAUACACGACGGAACAUUGGCUCGUUCGCAUCUACAAAGUGAAAGAUUUGAACAAUCGUGGCACGUAAAAUGCAUUUAGCCGUGAGCGAAAUGAACAAAAAUUACUAAAAAAUUAACCCAGUUCCCGAAAAAAAUUAAGAUAACCACAAACGAGUCAUUGUCAGGUAUUAAUUUUAAACUAAAACGUUUCGAAGCAAUCGUAAUUAAGCUCAAAAAGUACUAAAAAGAUGCUUUUACCAACGCGAUGUAUGGAUUUUUUCUCAAAUUUAAAUAAAAUUAAUAAAUAAAUCUCAAAUUUUAGCAUUU
This is a messenger RNA of Culicoides brevitarsis, 2416 nucleotides long. RefSeq names its product dolichyl-diphosphooligosaccharide--protein glycosyltransferase subunit STT3A (gene Stt3A). Gene Ontology annotation, molecular function: dolichyl-diphosphooligosaccharide-protein glycotransferase activity. The coding region runs from base 76 to 2178 and encodes 700 amino acids. Gene Ontology annotation, biological process: post-translational protein modification. The transcript has 3 exons. Gene Ontology annotation, cellular component: membrane. Lineage: Eukaryota; Metazoa; Arthropoda; Insecta; Diptera; Ceratopogonidae. The record is from RefSeq and is a predicted model, not a curated record.